This is a messenger RNA of Trichobilharzia szidati, 1194 nucleotides long. The record is from the annotation of a GenBank genome assembly. Lineage: Eukaryota; Metazoa; Platyhelminthes; Trematoda; Strigeidida; Schistosomatidae.
AUGGAUCUUGUGAAGGCGGAAAUUGCAAGGCAACGCGAAAAACUCGCGAGUAGUGGACUUGUGGGUAACAACAAGUUCUUCAAACGAUCAUUAUUGAAACAAAAAGAGGAAGAAGAGUAUUUAAGUAAAUCCAAGCGUAAUAAGGAACAAGCAAACAACUAUGAAGAUUAUGAUUAUAAAACAAAGACAGAAGAGGAGGAUCUUUUGCUGAAAAAGUUCGAAGAAAGAAACCGAGAGGAGAGGGAGAAAGGAAAACUUAUGCCGCGCAAAGAAGUUAUUCGCCUUCUAAGGGAACGUAAUCAACCGAUACGAUUAUUUGGUGAGAGUGACUAUGAUACUUUUCAACGAUUAAAAAGAGUUCAACUUCUGGAACCGGAAUCAAAGGGAUUACGGAAUGAUCUUAUCGCUGCGUUAGACAAGAUAGAUGAUGCAGAAGAUGAAGAGUUUUACAAAUCCGGUCGUAAAGGACCGGAUUCAGAAUCUCAAUCCACCGAAAGUUCGUCAGUUUCUUCUGCUUUGGACGUUGAGACAAAAAAGAAUACUCUGACAGAAGAAGAACUAGAAAAGAUGAAAGUUGAUUUGGCCCGCUACGUCACAUUAAAAGAAGGCACGGCUACUGAUGACGCAACAACUGCAGUGGUCGCUAUCAGCAAACUUUCACCAAAUAAUGUGUGUACCAAUGAUUUUGACGAAGCUUUUCAUGAACAAGUAAUCGACCAUGUCCUCCGUUAUUUGAAGUUUCUUUUGUCCAAAUGGGGUCAUGCUCUAAAUACUAGAACUAAAGAGGAAAAGCUUUCUUAUUCCGGAAAAAUGGCUAGUGCAACUUACACACAGACUGUAGAAUAUAUCAAGCCACUUCUUCGUGCACUUCAAAAUAAUCGCUGUAAAGGGGAUAUUCUGAACUCCUUGGUUAAAAUUAUGGUUUUGAUGAUGGAUCGAAAUUAUCUAAAGGCUAAUGAUGCGUAUUUAGAACUAGCUAUCGGCAAUGCUCCUUGGCCAUUGGGUGUAACUAACCACGGUAUCCAUUCAAGAACUGCACAAGAAAAAAUCUAUGCCAAGAACGUGGCACAUGUUUUAAAUGAUGAAACACAACGUAAAUAUAUCCAGGCUAUAAAAAGACUAAUGACACAGUGUCAAAAGUUCUUUCCAUCUGAUCCGUCGAAAUCUGUCAACUAUAUGGGCACUGUUGGGUAG